Messenger RNA from Brassica napus (rape), 2236 nucleotides. RefSeq names its product B3 domain-containing protein REM2-like. The record is from RefSeq and is a predicted model, not a curated record. Gene Ontology annotation, molecular function: DNA binding. NCBI's taxonomy places the organism in Eukaryota, Viridiplantae, Streptophyta, Magnoliopsida, Brassicales, Brassicaceae. Bases 1388 to 1885 code for a protein of 165 amino acids. The transcript has 2 exons.
GGGAUAAGAUUUCAAAUUUUAAAAAAUAAGAAAAUUAAAAUUUUCAAAGAAUAAACUUAGAAAAAUGCUAUUUUGGUCAUUUUAGUUUUUGAGUGUUUUUUUGUGAUAUAAAUUUAGAAAGGUGCUAUUUUGGAGAUUUGACCUUUUAAAUAUCACCGAUGUCAUUAACUUUUAUUUGUUUACCAAAAAAAAUCAUUUUAAUCAACCAUCAAUAUGUAAGAGUGUAUAUAGCUAGUCGAAUGUAUCAAAAGCUAUUGUGUUGAACUGUUGACAAAUAUUGCUGUCGUGGAAUGCAUGUGCCCAAAGUUUACUUUUUGUUUUUUUCGUCUUUUAUUGUAUUUAUAAUUUACAAUGAGUCUAUGUUAACUAGAAUGGACGUGUUAAAAAGUCAUACCAACCCAUUUAUCAUACACGUUUCCAAUCAUUAAUCUAUGCCUAAAAUCCAAUUAAAUUACUCUAACAUCUCUGUAAACCAUCUUUAUCUCGUAUACUUUUAUUCGUACCGUUAUCAAUGGAUGGUUACUUGUGAAUUGUUUAACUGACCAUUUACACAUAUUUCGACUCUCUUGAAAAAUUUUGAAUCAUAAGGAUCAAAAUUAGUUUUUGACAAAAGAUUAUGGGUCCCAUUGUUGUUAGGACUUCGAGGGUUUUGUGAGAUUAGAAAGUGUUUAAAGCUUUUUUUUUAUCAAUCAUGUUUUUUUUUUUAAAAUUAAACACUCUAAGAGCAUCGGUAUCGGGGGCCUUAGGCCCGUCCCGUUGUUUUAAAUGGGUCGAUAAUAAAUGAAAAAGAAAUUAAAAGAGAGUGGGACGGGCCUUUAGUAAGGGCUGUUCGGGCUCGUCCCGUAGGCGACGUGGCAACACGGAAGUGGGCGAUGGAAUCCGUGUUGUUCGGCUGUUGUUCUCCUCGAGAAUUCCGAAAUCGAAAAAAAAAAAAAAUCAAAAGCUCGAUGGCGAUGGCGAAGGCGAUGGCGAAGCCUUGAUCUCCAAAUCCAUCUCUUCAAAUCGAAAGCCAACCCUGUGUCUUCUCUCUUUCACUGGAGUGGGAGAUCUCUUUAUCUCCCUUGGCGAGGUCGCAGCUUCCGGCGUCGUUUGAUCCCCGAUCCUCCUCCAAAGCUCAAUCCACAUCGGUUCGCUUCCGUUCCAAUACGACGAGAACCAAUCCUCUCCAAAACCUUUGAGAAUCGUCCCAACAACAAAAAAAAAAAAACAAGGUUUGUUUUUCAAGUCCGAUCUGAAUUUAAAUUUUUUUUUUUAGGGUUUUGUCGAAAUUCGACGAAUAAAAUGGUAUUUAUCCGAUGUUGUAUGAUGGUUUAGUUGGUAAAAAAACAUCCUUGUUCGGUUCAAAUUUCUAUGUGUAUACUAAAUCGUCUUCAAACACGAAGGAGCCAUGGUGUUUCAUGUCACUCCUUUUGGUCCUAGAAGUUGUGAGAUUCAGUAUACACAUCCUCACAUCAUUAAGGAAGAAGCCGACGCGGAUGAUGCUCCUUCUUUCUCAUUCGACUACUAUUUUUUGGCUGAGGUCACUGCUUCAAAUCUAAAAGAAGACAAACUUUAUCUUCCUAUGGAAGCUACGACUUCUACUGCUUUGAACAAACAAUGCCAAGAGAUAUUACUUGUGAACAAAGAGGGAAAUUCAUGGACUGUGAGUUUACGAUUUAGCGAAUCAGACGGCAUGUAUUACAUCAGAAGAGGCUGGAGAAAGUUCUGUCUUGAUAACAGAUGCGCCAUAGGAGACUUAUUUGUGUUCAAUGUGGUUGGAGAUGGGAAAACUACUCCAUUAAUGUGUGUAUGUCCGGAAAGGAAAGAGUGUUCUGAACUACUGAUCAAACACUUGAGUAGAAAGAAUGGUGAGUCUUCUCCAUUGACUUCCUUGACACGUCUUUAACUUGCUUGUUAUUUCUUUUACUACAUUGCUUCUGCUUUAACUUGUUUUGUCUUGUUCUGCAGGUCACAUUGCUUCUACCUCACGGGUGAUUUAGGGGUGAUUGUGACCGGAAAUAGAUAUCUCUUUUGCUGUGGUUCCUCUCUAUCAAACUUGUUUCCUUUUGUUUCAUUAGCUAGUUAUCUCUUUCGGUUUGUUUUGUCUCUAUCAAAACUUGUUUCCUUUUCUUUCCUUUUGGUACUGCUGUAAAUUCUUGUUGUAAUCUUGUUGCUACAACUCGAAGUUGCCACAAGUGUAAUCAUGUGAACCAAGUGUAAUUUUGAACAAGUUGUAAGCUCGGUCUCAUUACUGCUU